AUGGCGUUCCUUCCUCCUUCCUCUCGGAGCUGGGCGUCCCGUGAACUCGUUGACCACAGGGGAGGGGAGGUGGCGGCGGGUCAUGGGUUCAAGUCCCAGGUAGGGGGAAGGGUGGCCACGCAGGCAAGCAGCUCAGAGGGGGAAGGAAGGGGAGGGAGAGCGCACUCACCCAUUCAGAACGUGUCCCUCCCCUCCCCCAGCAUCACCGAGACUGAGCUGCAACUGUGUCAAAGAAGACUCAUGUUCAGUUUUAGAGUCUGCGGUGACUCUGGAGGAUCUGUGCUGAAGGUUUUAGACCAGAUUCAGACUCAGUUUCUUUGA
Molecule: messenger RNA, 321 nt
Organism: Knipowitschia caucasica
Lineage: Eukaryota; Metazoa; Chordata; Actinopteri; Gobiiformes; Gobiidae
Source: the annotation of a GenBank genome assembly